UUUAUGGAUAGGAUUUCGUUCCAUUAACAUCACUUAAUAAAUACUUAAAUAGGCCAACACUGCUUCCAAAGUCCAUAGUCCAAACAAAAAGAGUAGCUAGUUAUGAUGGAGAGAGACAGAGAAGAGAGCGUUGAUUUGGCACAAAUCUCUCUUCGACCCCUUCAGCUCUCUGAUGUUGAUGAUCUCAUGGUGUGGACCACUGAUGAAAAAGUACCCAAGUUUUGCACUUGGGAACCUUACAGCAGCAAAGACCAGGGCAUUGACUUCAUUCAAAAUAAAGCAUGCGAGUUUCUAUGGAGCAGAGCAAUAUGCCUUCAUGACCGUGCUAUUGGCUUUAUCCUCAUGACCUCGUGUUCUGCUACCGAUCAAUCAAGGGAGAAAUCAGUAGAACUUGGAUAUGUUCUAGGUUCCAAAUACUGGUCCAAAGGGAUUAUGACUUAUGUUGUAAAACAAGUGAAGAAGGUUGCAUUCAGAGAGUUUCCACACUUAGAGAGGCUUGAAGCUCUAGUUGAUGCAGAAAAUGUGGGGUCUCAGAGGGUGCUGGAAAAGGCUGGUUUUCAUAGGGAGGGAGUCCUAAGGAAAUAUUUGUUCUUUAAGGGAAAAAGCAGAGACAUGGUCAUUUUCAGUGUUUUAUCAACCGAUCUUAAUCACCAAGAUUGAUCUAUGUGAUUUUGACUUUUUGAUAUUCACCUAAAAUCAUGUUGCUCACUUCUUCUCAUCCUAUCGUGGACCUCGUACUUGGGAAUAAAUAAAGUAGUUACUCACAUUUUAAAUAAUUAGUUAUUGAUAUUAUAUGUAUUUAUGUAAUAGCCAAAUUAUGUGGCCAUUUAUAGUUUUCUUCUAGCUGAUCUUCACUCAAAAUUUGCUUCUCUCAAGCUUUAACUGCCUCUGCAUGUUAAUCUAGAAAACAGAGUUUGAGUGUUGUAGACUUGAUGCUGUAUCAUACUGAAAUCAGUAUAGCGUUCGAUGAUUUCUAUGUUCAAUAUUUAUUUUCCUCUUUUUGUAUUGGGUUAAAUUAAUGCCAUUGACUAGGCAUUAGGCAAUCUCUAUGUUUCCAUCUAUCUAGAGUUAUUUAUUAAUUAUUCUAAUGAUAAUGUUU
Molecule: messenger RNA, 1099 nt
Organism: Arachis ipaensis
Lineage: Eukaryota; Viridiplantae; Streptophyta; Magnoliopsida; Fabales; Fabaceae
Source: RefSeq, a predicted model, not a curated record